AUGACAGUGUUUAAUUGUUUGCUGUGCCAUCUUGAACAAGAGCCAGGCACAAUCAGUAACACCUCGCUCACUUCUCUUUUCCAGUUCGUCACUCUUGCAACCCUGCUUAAAAACAACAUCAUCCUUGUGGAGCCUUCCUUGAGUCCAACUUCAAACCCACCUCAAUAUGCAUGGUCCCUCCUCAAGGAUGUCAUCUGGAGUGGAGGGAUCACUGUCGAUGCCUGUGCAUUGCAAAAACCAUCCAUCUCUACUAUCAAAGUAAGCUGCACUCUCACUUUGAGUCGUUAUUUUUCUUGUGGAAUCGAUUACCACCACAAUUACAGUGUGUUUAAAGGAGAGUGCACCUAUUACGAGCAUCAACCAGAUAGUGUUCAGGCUGCGGAUAGUGUGUUCAUUGAGAAGAGUGUAAUCGAGCUCUUUAGGACUGCAAUGGAUUUCUCGUGGACUUCAGCUAUGAACUGCGCAAAGUUGUAUAACCUUUGCCUCUCGCGUGGUAAGCAGGCACCUGCGGACUAUAAAGUCAAGUUUGCACUCUCUGUUGAGCAUGUUUGGGACGGCUAUGUAAUCACUUCACUGCUGGAGGACUGCAAGUGUCACAUGAGCACCCUCAUUACUCCCCACACUGGUGAACAGCAGGACCAAUUCACAGAGGCCAUGAUCGCAAGGAACCGCCGCAUUCAGCUCUAUGGCUAUGAGCAGGUCCGUCGCCACUACUGCAAUAGAUGCACAAGCAUGUAUGAAGAUGAGCAAGGUGUCGUGUCUGUUGUCGACGGUGUCACUGUCGGCCAUCCAUGCUGUGCAGUUUAUAACUGCCACAUCCCACUGUCUAACAACCACCAUCACUUUUGUCCUCUACACUCUGGUCAAAAUGACAAGUGCGUGAUCAUUGGCUGUGACCUGCCUGUUAUAUGUGGCCAACACACUUGCUCAAUACCAGAACAUCAUCAAAUUGAGGAUACUCACGAGCUGCGUGGUCAAUCCAGAUUCCAGCUUCAGGAGUGCCUCACUCGUGCCAGAACUACCAUUGCCACCAACACAUCUCUCACAGGUGAUCCACCGGACGAAGAAGAGUAUGAGUUCGAUGAGAACACCAGGAGAGCACUUCCCGCUACCAGUUCAUCCCAGGAUAGACCUGGAAGGAAGAAGUUCAAGGCAGUCUUUGGCCGCCGGCGCACACACAAUGAGCAGUUAGUUGUUGCUCUGUGCGGUAUGAUUGUUGCUCGAAGGACCUUCUUUGGAGCGGAGGGAGUAGCCAGCAUCAAGCAAUUCAUCAAAGAAGUCUAUGCAGGCGAAGAUGCUGUCAAGCCCAACCACAUAUUCUUUGACAACAACUGCACCCUUGCAAAAAUGGUGAUGGGCAACCCUUUCUUUGACAACAUUGGCUUGUCCGUCGACAUUUUUCAUUUCAAAUGCAAGCAUUCACAGACCAACACAUUCUGCCAGGAGAAUUGCAACCCAGAAGCAUUCCCUGAGCUCCAUAGCAAUGAUGGGAAGGGUUGGCGGUUCAAUUCCUCUGUGGCAGAACAAACAAACAAUUGGUUCGGCAAGUAUCACCCCAUCGCUCAUGAAAUGGUAGCUCACAAAUUCAACUUCUUUUGUGAUGAGUUGAUCUUACAGAGGAAUUGUCGGACACAGGAGAAGCUGGGCAAGGAUGGACACCACCCACGCAUAUGGCCAUGUCAGCAAGUGUUUGAAUAG
Messenger RNA from Suillus paluster, 1698 nucleotides. RefSeq lists its product as uncharacterized. The coding region runs from base 1 to 1698 and encodes 565 amino acids. The transcript has 7 exons. NCBI's taxonomy places the organism in Eukaryota, Fungi, Basidiomycota, Agaricomycetes, Boletales, Suillaceae. The record is from RefSeq and is a predicted model, not a curated record.